AUGCAAAAGUGUGAGAUAACUUUAUCACAAUUAGGAUAUGUUUCUAAUAUAGAUAAUACUGAUAAUCUUAGAAAGAUUGUAAAGCGUUUACCCAUGCAUUUAAGGGUAAAAUGGGUUGAUAUUGCUCAUUCCAUAACUGAAAAUGGUAGAGAACCUAGAUUUUCUGAUUUAGCAAAUUUUAUUGAUAAAAGGUCUCGUCUAGCUUCGUCAAUGUUUGGUCUAGAUCUCGUAAGAGAAAACUCAAAUACAUAUAGAAAAGAUAUAGACAAUCGUACUGAUAUGAAUACAAGAGAGAAGGUAUCUACAUUUGCUUCUAAUAAUAUGUAUGACAGCAAGGCUACGACAGAAGAUCGUAAAUGUAUUUGUUGUAAUGGUACAUGUAAUAAUUUAGAAUUGUGUGUAAAAUUCAAGUCUAUGAGUUUAACCGAUAGAGUCAAUUUUGUAAGAACUGCUAAGCUAUGUUUUAAUUGUUUAAAGGGUAAACAUUUUUCAAGGGACUGUAGAAAAGCUAAAAUGUGUACUGUAGAAAAUUGUAGCUCUAAACAUCACAUUUUAAUGCAUAGUUGGGGUAAAAAUAACAACACUGAUCACACGGCUACAAAGGUAAGCGUCCAUUGUUCAUCCGCCGGGACAGUUAUUAAGAAUUGUCUAGGAAUUAUACCCGUCGAGGUUAAAGGGUCAAAUGGGAAAACUUGUCAAACUUAUGCCUUGAUUGAUGAUGGAGCGGAUAAAACGUUAUGUGACGAGUGUUUGAUAAAAAUGCUAGAAACCGAAAGUAGACCGGUUACAUUUAAAAUGACAACAGCAACAGCACAGCGAGUCCGACAUGAAGGUCAAGAGGUUGACUUACAUGUACAAUCAGUUGGCAGCAACUGUCCGAUAACACUUAGUAAGGUAUGGUCAGUUAAAAAUCUACCGAUAUCGACACACUCAGCCGCAAAUAAUAAAGAUAUUAAGAGUAUUAAACACUUGUCAGAUAUUUAUAUACCAGAAAUAAGCAGCAAUAAAGUUCUGCUUCUAAUAGGCACCGAUACACCAGAAGCACAUAUUCCCAUAGAAGUGCGUUCAGGAAGUAGUCAUGAGCCAUAUGCCGUACGAACACGAUUAGGAUGGAUCGUUAGAGGACCAAUCAACAACACAAGCACCAGUGAUGUAGUUAACGUCAAUUUUAAGCAUGCAGAUAAUGUAAUUUUGCAGCAGCAGUUAGAGCGACUUUGGACCACUGAUUUUCUCGAUCAGCCUAGCACGGAGAAAGUAUGCAUGUCUCUGGAGGAUAAGCGCGCCUUAAAAACAAUGGAAUCAACAAUAACCUAUGAAGAUGGACACUAUAAACUCGGAUUACCGUGGCGGGAUGAAAAUGUAAAAUUGCCAAAUAAUUUGCCUUUAGCAUAUGCUCGAUUAAAUCAGUUACACCGCAAAUUGUCACAUGAUCCGAAGCUGCAUGAGAUGUACACAGCAACGGUAAGUGAUUAUAUACAAAAAGGAUAUGCAAAGGAAGUUACUGAUGUAAGUAAUGAGUCAAGUCACAUAUGGUACCUUCCACACCACCCUGUCACAAAUGAACAUAAACCCGGAAAGGUGAGAGUAGUCUUCGACUGUGCAGCCAAAUUUAAAGAUGUUUCGCUAAAUAGCCGAUUAUUACAAGGUCCAGACUUUAUGAACAGCUUGGUAGGAGUUCUAAUGAGAUUUAGACAAGACCACAUUGCAUUAGCUGCUGAUAUAGAGGCUAUGUUUCAUCAAGUCCGCGUGAAAGACGAUGACUGUGAUGCUUUACGAUUUUUAUGGUGGCCAAAUGGAAACUUAAAGGUACAGCCAAAAUGUUACCAGAUGCAGGUUCAUCUGUUUGGUGCAACAUCAUCGCCCAGUUGUGCCGCAUACGCAUUGAAAAAGACAGCUAUCGACAACGGUGAGUUAUUUGAUACAGAGAUAGCAUCAACCGUAGAAAGAAACUUUUAUGAAGACGACCUCUUGAAGUCAGUGGACACGGAAGAAAGGGCCGUUCAGCUUGCAACGGAUUUACGAGAAAUUAUGAAACGUGGUGGAUUCCGAUUAACGAAGUGGUUAAGUAACAGUAAAGUCGUUAUAAACGAAAUACCGAAUUCGGAACGAGCACCUUCUACAGUAAGUUCGAUAUUUGAUCCACUGGGACUCAUAGCGCCAAUCAUUUUAAAAGGGAAAAUUAUAUUACAAGAACUUAGUAAACAGUCAAUUAAGCUUGGAUGGGACGAUCCUAUACCAAAAGAAAAAGAAGAAGAAUGGAUAAAAUGGAAAUCGACUCUGCCAGAAAUUGAAAAUAUAUCAAUACCUAGAUGCUUCAAGACAAAAGACAUGAAAGAAAUAUCUGAUGCUCAACUUCAUAUAUUUAGCGAUGGUUCUGAAAUUGGUUAUGGAGCAUGCGCUUACUUACGUCUAGUAGACACUAAUGGAAAAGUGAACUGUUCACUUAUUCUGGGGAAAUCUCGUUUAGCGCCAUUAAAACAGACAACAAUUCCCAGACUAGAGUUAUCAGGUGCCGUUGUUGCAUGCAAACUUUACGAAAUAAUUAGAGACGAAUUAGAGAUUAAGAUUGACAGCGUAGUGUUUUGGACCGAUAGUAUGAUAGUACUUGGAUACAUUAAGAAUGAAUCUCGUCGUUUUAAAACAUUUGUUGCAAACAGAUUGAGCAGCAUUCACGAGUUGACAUCACCAGGUCAGUGGCGAUACGUAGAUACAAGAUCAAAUCCUGUCGACAUAGCAUCUAGAGGCAUUCUUGCAACAGAUAAUAAGCAGAUCAAAUUUUGGCUCCAUGGACCAGAAUUCUUGUUGAAAGACUCGUAUGAAUGGCCGAAACCAAAAGCUGUAUCAACGGUAGACGAGCAAGAUAUUGAGAUCAAAAAGGUUGUUAUGAUUAACUCAACUACAACUGAUUCGAUACGCGAUAUAAUUACAUACUUUUCAAACUGGCAAGUAUUACAACGGACUGUAGCAUGGCUAAUCCGUUUCAAGAAAUAUUGUAUACGUCGUUUCUUAAAACGAGACGAUGAAAUAAAGACAGACAGCUUAAAUGCCGAUGAAUUACAGGAAGCAACAAGGUAUAUAUUGAUACAUGUACAACAAGAAUCAUUCUUAAAUGAAAUCAAAAUGAUUGAAAAGCAAAAUCCUGUUAAUAAAGAUAGUCGUUUAGCAUCUUUAAAUCCUGUUAUGCAUGAUGGGUUAUUGCGCGUCAAGGGACGUCUCAACUUGUCACUAAGCAAAUGUCCGGUCAUUAUACCAAAUUCUCAUCACGUGACCACUUUGAUAAUCAGGUCGUUUCAUGAACAAAAUGGUCAUACAGGAAUGGCACAAGUGCUAGCAUCAUUACGGGAAAAGUAUUGGAUUUUAAAAGGACCUAGUACUGUCCGAACAGUUUUGAACAGGUGUGUAAGAUGUAGACGAUAUCAAGCACCGCUUUGUUUUCAGAAGAUGGCUUCUGUUAUAGACGAUCAGAAAACUCCUGAUAAACCACCAUUUACCUUUGUUGGAAUAGACUACUUUGGUCCAUUAAAUGUUAAAGUUGGACGUUCAGUCGUUAAAAGAUACGGUUGCCUUUUUACAUGUCUGACAACAAGAGCUGUUCACAUAGAAGUAGCUCAUAGUUUGACUACAGAUUCCUUUAUUUCUGCUUUCCAACGUUUUACGAGCAGGCGAGGCAUACCUGAAAAGGUGUAUAGUGAUAACGGGACAAAUCUUGUCAGUGGAGAAUCGGAACUUCGGAAAUAUAUUGAUCAAUGGAACAAAACAAAAAUAUCCAGUUACAUGUCACACAAGGAUAUUAAUUGGACUUUCAAUCCGCCAAACGCUAGUCAUCGUGGUGGUGCAUGGGAAAGAAUGAUUCGUACGACACGCAAAAUUCUCAGAGCUCUUGCAAAUGAACAACUGCUUACCGAUGAACAGUUACUUACCUUUAUGGCUGAAGCCGAAAGAAUCGUCAAUGAUAGACCGAUAACAGCAGUCAGUAAUGAUUCUCGAGAUUUGCCAGUUCUCACACCGAAUAUGUUGUUACUUAUGAAAAACAACACUUCAAUACCGCAAGGGGUGUUUGACGAGAAAGAUGUGUAUGCUAAAAGGUGGUGGAAGCAGAUACAAUACUUAGCCAAUGUAUUCUGGAGACGUUGGUUACGUGAAUAUUUGCCAACUCUACAACAGAGAAAUAAAUGGCAAAGAGAACAGCGAGAUAUAAAGAUUGACGACAUUGUAAUCGUUGCAGAUGACCAUACACCGAGAGGACAGUGGCCAUUAGGCCGAGUAAUUGAGGUUAUUAGGAGUAUAGUUCGAGUUGAUAAGCAUUUGAUUCAGGAUUUUGGAGAAAGAAUGGGCUGUCCCGGGUAA
This is a messenger RNA of Mytilus trossulus (common blue mussel), 4347 nucleotides long. RefSeq lists its product as uncharacterized. The coding region runs from base 1 to 4347 and encodes 1448 amino acids. Lineage: Eukaryota; Metazoa; Mollusca; Bivalvia; Mytilida; Mytilidae. The transcript has a single exon. Gene Ontology annotation, biological process: DNA integration. Gene Ontology annotation, molecular function: zinc ion binding; nucleic acid binding. The record is from RefSeq and is a predicted model, not a curated record.